AUGGCCGUAACGACAGCCCGGGCCGCCGCCCAAGUGGCCAGAAGUGCAUGCGACCGAUGCUACCAGCUCAAAGAACGCUGUAAGCGUGCUUCAAUCACAUCGUCAUGUGAAAGGUGCGAAAGACUGGAACAGGUCUGUUUGACUGUCCGCCCAAUACUUCCGACAGGCCGCCGAAAGAAACGAUGUGGACAUGCAGUCACCCAAGUCAAACCGAGCCGUUCUAUCAGUACUAUAGAUACCCUCCGCCAUGUCAGCUCAUGGUUGAGAGAGAACACCGAUCUAAGCCCGGACGAGAAGGAGUUGAUGAUGUUUCUACUGCGUGAUUCCCCACCUCUGCAGUAUUCUGUUGUCGGUCCCCGCCAUGCGGAUGCAGAACAGGAGUCAUUUGCCAGCCAAUUGCCAAGUUCCUGGCCUGUACUCAAAGAUGCGUAUCUGGCCUAUGCUGGUGUUUUGAAAUUACUUGCUCAAGGCAGCACGACAGAGAUCGACGAGAAUUCCAUCAUCCGCCAUACCACUGCCGCCAUGAUAGCGUUGCGCCAACUUCCCAUUACCAAUUCUAAUGAUGCAAAGCUGUGCCUACAACUAGGCUUUGCGUUAGCAUUCUCCGUCUACGCAAUAGUUGGUGUUGGCGUAUCGGACAUUUGCCAAUACUGUCUAAGUAUCACGAGGUCAUUUACCGAAGAUGGCACGAUAGACCCAGGAACGGAGUCUCGAAUAAGUUUUCUCGUUCUUCUGGAGACUACGGAGUGUCUAGUUCGCCGCCAAAAGCCAACUUUGAGGCUUCAGCCGCGAGCCCCAGGAAGUGUGGAUCGCCAUCUAGGGCUUUGUCUCCCUUUGCUCCCAUAUUAUCAUGAUCUCUGUGUCAUCAGUUACUCGCUCGUGAACGGCACUGAUUUGAACUGUACGGGCUUGCUUCAGAAACAGCUCAGCGAGAUCCAAGGCCAAGUAGACAAAUGGCAACCGUCUCAUCCAGAAGGCUUCCUCCAUCAAUACAGUACGGCUGAAGUCAUCCAUUUACUCGCACAAGCUAAGGUCUAUCGACUGGCGGCCCUCCUGAUGAUUCACCGCCUACAAUACCUUUUCGGGCAGAAGGACAGCCAAGCAGACAUUUGGUCACGCGAGAUCAUGAUGGAGCUGGAUCUGGCCCGACGCAUAUCCAACCAACCGGCUCGAUUCGUCACUGUACCAUUCAUCAUUGCUGCAAUCGAAACGCGAGACGCCACCGAACGGGAGAAGGUGAACCAAAACGUGGACUUAUACGUUGAUCAGUUCACGCCAGUGGUGCAAAAGGCGACAAAGACGUUUCUGUGGCGAGUUUGGCGCGAGCGCGACGAGCGGGUUGAUUGCUCUUGGUUCGAUAUGAUUCACAAGCCAUGCGUUGCAUUCGACUCCAUCGUGGGUUCUUUCCUGGGAUGA
Molecule: messenger RNA, 1416 nt
Organism: Aaosphaeria arxii CBS 175.79
Lineage: Eukaryota; Fungi; Ascomycota; Dothideomycetes; Pleosporales
Exons: 1
Coding region: 1-1416 (471 amino acids)
Source: RefSeq, a predicted model, not a curated record